Humulus lupulus (European hop) is the source of this 2924-nucleotide messenger RNA. RefSeq lists its product as uncharacterized. Gene Ontology annotation, biological process: regulation of DNA-templated transcription; DNA alkylation repair. Gene Ontology annotation, cellular component: nucleus. Bases 393 to 1688 code for a protein of 431 amino acids. Lineage: Eukaryota; Viridiplantae; Streptophyta; Magnoliopsida; Rosales; Cannabaceae. The transcript has 15 exons. Gene Ontology annotation, molecular function: RNA binding. The record is from RefSeq and is a predicted model, not a curated record.
GGUUUUUUCUUCGUCUUCGGCGAUUAGGACUGACGACGAAAAAGAAAGAACGACACACCAAUGAUAGCUUGCAGGUCUCUCUUCAGAGCGGACCGUCUUCUUAAAUUAACGAAUUCUUGUAGUGCAUUGAAGCCAGUAGGUCAUUUUCAGAUUCUCAAGAAUUACAUUGUCAAUGAAAGUGAACUUCUGAUCAAAUUCAAAGUUGCCUAUUAGUUUUGACAUUUGUAGCGUCGAAUCGUGCGACAGGGAUAUGGAACUUGUGAUAUUUUGAACCAUAGAGUUAAAAUGGCCGAUAGAAAGGAUAAGCACAAUCAAGGAGGAAAGAGUAGAAAGCUCAAGUGUAUUAAUCCUGUUUGGAGACCAGUAACUACUCAAGCCAGUUCCUAUCAAGAAUGCUCAUCAGAAGAUGUCAAGUGGAGGUAACUGAAGCAGUGGCUGAAAUAACAGACUCAAUCAGGAGAUCAAGUGGAAUGGUUGGUAUCGAAAGUGAUAGAUUUUCAAAAGGAAAAUCAGUCAUUUCCGCCAAAAAGCAUUCCAUUUCAGUUGAGGUUGGGGCUUCAUUAUUUGGAUUCAUCAUAGGAAAAGGAGCAUCUACUCAGAAACAAAUUGAAGAGGAGAUGGGAGUGAGCAUUAAAAUUCCAUCGUCAAAAAAGGAAGAUUCUGUUAUCAUUGAAGGUUUUUCAAUUGAAAGUGUAACUCAAGCUUCAGCAAGAAUCCAAAGUAUCAUUGAUCAGGCAGUCAAAAGCCCAAGCCUUAAUUACUCUCACUUCAUUUCACUUCCAUUGGCAAUACAUCCUGAAUUAGUUGACAAGCUUAUUAUGUUCCAGAACUCUAUUUUGGAAUGUGAUGAUCCUUGCCUAGAAAAGAAUGCAGGCAGUGAUUCAAUUGUAGAUGAAGGCCAGAAGUUAGAUAAAGGACCUGAUGUUGCUGUUGAACUAAAAGUUGAUACUGACAAAGAACGUGUUAAAGUGAAUUUAACCAAUGUACCUGUUGUCAGUUAUGCACCUAAGGCUAAAACAUCCACGUCUUCUACUUUAUCUGACAUGAGGAUUGACAAAUCCAUAUUCAUUAAGCCAAGAACUUUCCACUUAACUAUUCUCAUGUUAAAGCUGUGGAACAAGGGACGAGUUUCUGCAGCUGCUGAGGUCUUGCAGAGUGUCUCUUCUAAGGUGAUGGAAGCCUUGGAGAAUCGGCCUGUCUCCAUUAGACUACGGGGCCUGGACUGUAUGAGGGGUUCUUUGGCUAAAGCGCGAGUUGUCUAUGCACCUGUGGAAGAAAUUGGCAGUGAGGGCAGACUUCUACGUGCUUGCCAGGUCAUUAUCGAUGCAUUUGUUGAAGCUGGACUUGUUCUUGAGAAAGAUGCUAAUCAAAGAUUGAAGCUGCAUGCUACUGUGAUGAAUACAAGUCAUAGGAAAAGGCCACGUACGAACACACGCGCCGCAGCGCGCCUCUUUGGAUUUGCGCAGCCUGCUCUUUGUUUUCAGCGAGCGUCGCGGCUCUUCCCACAUGCGCCGCGACCCUUCAAAACUCCAGAAAAUGGCCCUCUCUGCUUUUUCCUUGCGCUGCAGCUCUUCAUUCAAGCGCCGCAGCCCUUUGUAUUUUCCCAAAAACUUGUUCCAAAACUCCAAAGCGAACAAUUAUCUCUGCAAAUGAAUCUUCAACUUUCUUCUUGUCAACUUUUAGCAUAAAUUUCCCAAUUUAAGCUGAUUUUCCAGUCAUUUCCCAUACUUCACAUUUCCUUCUCCUAUUUCCUACAAAUAUACCAAAACAAGCAUAAUACCGCAUAACACUCCACCAAAAUGACUCAAACUUACCCUAAACACAUGUUAAAAACUAUGCUAAAAACAGACUCAUCACCCCACAAAACUAAUUUACAGUUCUCUUUGUAAAACCUUAAUAAACAACAUUAUGUUUGUUGGCACCAAAUGCUGCGAUGCUUAUAACCAAAUAUUUAGUGUCAUAAAUCAUCAUAGCUAUAUUCCUAUUCUAGGGUAUUUCAUCACAUUAUGCCAAACUACUCUGUAAUCUGCAAGCUGCUACUCAAUCUAUUAGAUAUGAAAUACUAUUAGCAUUAUGUAUGUUAUCAAUAUCCCUAAGUGGGAUUCGCUAGAUAGCUAAUUUAGAUAUGAACUGUUGAAUUUACCUUCAAUGAACAAACAAAAAAACAAAAUUGGCAGGAAAAACAAGGUGUUUACUAGCAACUUACAAGAAUCGCCAGUAUAAUAUAUUUCCCCUCUGCCCUCGUUGGGACUGUAAUGAGGAUCUGUAAGUGACAAGUGGGACACAUGUAAUGAGUCUGUUCUGAGACAAUGGUAUAUAAUUGAUAAGCAACUACUGCUAGAUAAUUAAACUGAACAUGGUUUGUUUGGUUAGGUAAUGGUAUAAAAUUUACGAAUUCUUUCCCAAAAAGAAAAAGAGGUGAGCUUUAGCUGGAUUUGAAACAACAUAGAAACAAUGUUACUUGUUCUUGAAACUUUCCCUUUGUCUCUAGCUAAAAAUGAUUGUCUUGAAGCUUUUUCUCUACCCAAGAUGGUGACAAGACUGGACUUAAAACCGGACUUGUAUUGUCAACAAUUUCUCUUUAUGGAUCAAUUCUAAGAUUUUCUUUUCAGAAGCCAAAACUUUAAAGAUAUCAAAUGCUACAGAAGCUUCCAUAAGGUGUUCUCUUUUGUGGCCCUAGAUGAUUGGACCAAAGCUCACUAAGCUAUAGAAUAUUCCAUGCUUCUUUUUAAGAUAUUGACCAAGUCAAAUGCGAUUGUGGCACAAGAUGAUUGGGCCAAAGCCACUAAGCUAUGUUCACUUAGAGCAUCUCCAACCUUGAUACCAAAUUUGGUGUCACACCAACAUCAAAUUUAGUGUCAAAAACUAUUUUCACACCAAUUAGAACACUAAAAACUACACAAAAAAAAUAUUCUUUAUUAUUA